AUGUUCACCGCUCUACACAGCCGUUCCACACCGAGCUUACACUUGUCACAGGUCGGCGUUUCCGCCCAGCUACCCAGCGGACACACAGGCAACGUCGACCUGAAUUACGACUCUUUUUUCGACUUUCUUCUCAACAAACGCGAGGCCUAUGAGCCCGUUCACGCCGCCAGAUUCAAUCCCAAGGGGAUCAAAGGUUUGGCAAUCGGCCAGGUCGUCGCAGACGUCGGCGCCUUCCUGAAAGACAUCGAUGUCUUCGACCACAUGGAGUUUGGCGUCACCGCCAAAGAUGCACGUCUCAUGCCGCUCAGCACGCGCCGGCUCAUCGAAACCACCUUCCUCAGCCUCCUCGAUUCCGGCAUUGACUACAGAGGCCACAACGUCGGCUGCUACAUGUCUGGCGUCAAUGCCGACAUAUUCGCCGUGUCCGGACAUGAAGAUGCAGAUGCCUUAGGAUCAUUCGCAUAUACUCCAUCCAUGAUUGCCAACCGAGUUUCGUACCACCUCGACCUUCGCGGGCCGUCCGUUCCCGUAGACACAGCGUGCAGCUCGAGUCUCUACGCCACCCAUCUCGCUGUACAGGCGUUACGAUGCGGUGACUGUGAUGUCGCGGUCGUCGGUGGCGCUCAGAUUAAUCACAAAUUCUCCGACUGGCUUUCAUAUACUCAAGGCGGCAUCUUGUCACCGGACGGAAAAUGCAAGCCGUUCGACGCCUCAGCGAAUGGUUUCGGCCGUGGGGAAGGCGUCGUCGUUAUCGUACUGAAGCCUCUGGACGCCGCUCUUCGGGAUCAUGACCAUAUAUAUGCAAGCAUUCUCGGCACUGGUGUUAACUCUUCAGGCUCGUUGGCGCCACCGAGUGCGCCUGUUGCCUCGGCUCAGCGAGAUGCGAUGCUUCGGGCUUUCGUUCAAGCUGGCCGGAAGCCUCAAGACUGUGAUUUCGUCGAAUUGCACGCCACUGGGACAGCCCAGGGUGAUCCUACGGAAGCUAACUGGGUCGGCGCGGAGUUUAAGCGAGCAGAGGAACUACUCAUUGGAAGCGUCAAAGGGAAUAUCGGUCACCUUGAGAUUACCGCAUUCCUCGCAUCGCUCUGCAAAGUAUGCGGAAUCCUCGAACGUCGCCUCAUCCCUCCCAAUGUCAACCUCGCCCACCCCAACCCCGCCAUUCGUUGGACGCAACACCGACUGCGCGUCCCUCUCGAGCCUACCGAUCUCGGAUGCCGCUCGCCGUCUGGUCGCCCCCUGAUUGCAAUGACGAGCUCGGGGAUUGGCGGCGCGAACGGACACGCGGUCAUCGAGGGCCCGCCUACGUCCUCAUCUCGCACCACCUUCUGGACUGAGGGUACGGAAGUACCCGUCGUUUUGAUGGGUGGAGGUCUCAGCCCGAGAGCGGCUUCAGCGGUUUGCGAAUCUCUCGUGAAAAAAGCUCAACACCCGAACGCCCAGAAGCGGGAACUCUAUCAAAUCGCACGCAUCUUCGGCCGGCGGGUGCGCUCUAUGCCAUGGCGAUCCUUUUUUGUCGCAGACACACGCUCUCUCACCAUGACGCCUACGCUGCCCGAUCCCCUCCUUGCUCCGAAGCGUCGGCCUCCGAUGGUUUUCGUCUUCUCAGGACAGGGAACUCAGCACUUCGACAUGGGUCGCGAACUCUUUGCGACGUGCGCACCAUUCCGCGACACCAUUCUCGAGCUCGACCAAACUUAUGCUGCUGUCGUCGGACAAUCUCUUCUGGAGUCCACCGGAUUGUUCGCCAACAACUCCUCGCGCAAAGCAGAAGACCUCGGAGAGGUGUGGCCAAUCGCGAUAACCAUCCCGGCUUUGACGAUGCUUCAGCUCGCCUUGGUCGACGCGUUGGCGGCCGUCGGUGUCACUCCUGAUAUCGUCCUUGGGCACUCCGCGGGGGAAACUCCAAUGCUCGCUGCGUCUGGUGCAUCGUUGAAGACCGUGGCGCUCGAGCUCGCGAUCGCCCGCGGCCGCGCGAUGUCCGUCUUCGAGACGCCAGAUUGGAGCGCGUCUAUGGCUGCCGUCAACUGCUCCGCCGCCGACGCCGCGACGCUCAUCGACGAAGUCAAGGCUCAGCCUGGCGCCGACCCCGACGGCGUCCUCGUCGUCGGCUGCUACAACGCCCCCGAAUCCGUCACGCUCUCGGGAACGGAGUCGCUUAUCGACGCGGCAGUCGCGCUCGCGAGUAGCCGCAAGCUUUUCGCGAGGAAGCUGCGCACUCGUAUCCCCGUGCACUCACCUCUGAUGGACGCAUGUCGGGCAGAGUACGAACGACUCGCCGCGGACGUCUUCACGACACAAGGAGAGGCGCGUGUCCGGGCCCCCGUGGUCACGACGUACUCAAGCACCACUGGGACCCCGCUCGCCCGCCAGUUGGAUGACUCGUACUACUGGGACAACAUGGUCCAACCUGUGCGGUUCGAGCAGGCGGUGUCCUCCCUUCUCGCUCGCUACCGCGGGGCGACGUUCGUCGAGAUCGGGCCACACCCCGUCCUCGCAGCGUAUCUCCAGGUCGGGGAAGGAGCGACCGUAACCUGUCCCAUGCGCCGCGCUCGCCCGUCGAAGACACUCCCCAUUCCUUUGUCCUCGUCUCUUUCCCCUGCUCUCACAUCCGACGUCCUCGCGGAAGUGCGCGAGUUCACGAUCGCGCUCGGCCGUAUCGCCACCGCGGGCCACACAUACGUCGACUUCGACGUGCUCUACGGCGCGCUCUGCGCCCCGCUCCCAGCCCGCGUCCCCGCGUCGUCGCUUCCCGCGUACCCCUUCACGCGCAGGAUCGUCCCGUGGAGCUCGCCAACGGCACAGGUCCAGCGGCAGCAGCAGACGCGGAACGGCCCGCUCAACUACGCGCAGCUCCAGCUGAACGCGAAGACCCAUCCCGACCUUGCGGAGCAUGUCAUCAAAGGCGCUCCGAUCAUGCCCGCGGCGGGCUUCGUCGAGAUGGCACUUGAGUUCGGGGCGACGGAGGUGUACGACGUCACCUUCCACGGGCUGCUGUCGCUCGCGGCUGAGCGGCCUGUGCCGAUCCAGGUCGCGCUCGAGGGCACGCGGUGGACCGUCGCAAGCGCGGGACCGGUGGGCGCGGGAACGUUUCCGACCAAGUACGACCGCCUGCACGCUACGGGGUUCUUGUCUAAGGCGCCUCCGCAGGACCGCCAGUAUGCGGCACUCGACCUCAAUGCACUACGCGAGGGCAUGACCGACGUCGACGUCGAUACCUUCUACUCGAGGCUGUCCUUCUUUUCGAGCUACGGACCUCUGUUCCGUCGAGUUCGUCGCUGCCACUUCGCGUUGGGCUCUAAUGGGGCUGUUACGGCCCUCACGGAGAUCCGUGCCAAAGAUAACAACCUGUCCAACAUCGCAGACUAUGUCUUGCAUCCGGCUAUCCUCGAUGCGGCCAUUCACGUCGAGACCCAUCCUGUUCUCACUGGCAACUUCGACCCCAAUCUAUACCAUCUGCCCUCUAGAAUACACGCGUUCCGGCUCUGCUCUGCAUUCUUCGAGGCAGAACUCCCUGAAAUUGUGUAUUCAUACGCUACCUAUGAAGACUGGACCCCAGACUCUGUCACCUACAGCUUCACCAUCUGCAAUGCCGGCGGGAUUCCUUUGUGCAUCAUGGACCGCCUCCAGCUCGCUCGGCACGGCUUCCCGUCGGACGCUCUCCUAAAACGCCAUGAGGUCAUCUACCACCCGAUCGAACUCCCCAGUCCUGUUGACGAGCGAGCUACCGACACACACAUCUUUGUCUUCACUCGCAGCGCAGAGAUGGAGCUGCAGCCUCGUAUCGCCGCCCUCAACCCUCUCCGCGCGCUCUCCGUCGCGUUCAUUGCCCGUAUGGGUAUCCACGCCGACGCCGCGGAGGGCUUCACGCGCUCGCUGCGCAAGGAGUUCCGGGCCUGGACGAUCCGCCUGGUCGUCUUCGAUCCAUCCUGGGCGCAGGACAGGUGCGAGGCAACCGCGCUCGCGCUCACGACGAAAGCCCCCGAGGAAGUGGAGUUCAGAGUCGACGCCGACGGCACCGUGACCGUGCCCCGCGUCGAAGAGUCGGCACCACCCACCAUGCAUUCCGCCUUCGAUCCCCGCGCGCCGUGGACGCUCGACGGCAGCGAGCUCGUGCAGACCUUCAAGUCACAACCCGCGGGCGACCACGUCGUCGUCAAGGUGCUCGGGAUCGGGACUCGUCGCGGCCGACUGUGGGAAUUCGUCGGGACCGUGGAGGGGCGCUCCGACUCCAUGCGCGUGGCCGGGAUAGCUUUCGGAGGCGUCUCGAGCCACGUCUCCGUCCACCGCCGCGCGGUCGUCGAGCUCCCUGCGGCUGCUGCGGACGCUCAAGAGCGCCCGUAUGGGUACAACCUCCUCGCGACCGUGGUUGUCGCGCUCGCAGUGGGUCCGCACGCGUUCGCGGACCCGGACCGCCUCCGCGGCGUGCACGUCCUCUUGGUCGACGACGACAUGGACCUCCUCGUCCAGAUGGAAGAGGUCUGCAUGGAGCGUGGGCUGGACGUCCGCGCGGCAUCUACGCUCGAUGUCGGCGUCCUCGAGGCAUGCUACCAUCGACGCCCGACCAACAUCAUCGCGUCCGUGGAGGACGGCAGUUCCGUCGCCACCCUCCGCGGGCUCGUCGCGCCCGCCGGUGGCCUCUUACUCUGGGACGACGUACAACAGGGCGUGGAAGCCAUCGUGGCGCGAGCGCCCUGGGACUUGGGCGACGCGCUCCGCCAGGCCACCAGUCGCUUCCAGCGCCCGACAGUACCAUACCUGCCCCCGCUGGAUAUCGGCACGCAGACACCGAACGGAGUGUGCCGCUCACUGGGGCUGUUCGACCCUGCGAAGACGUACCUGCUCGUCGGGGGUGUCGGGAGCCUAGGGCUGCACAUCGCGUUGUGGAUGUAUGAGAAUGGAGCUAAGAGCAUCGUGCUUACCUCUCGCUCGGGAGAGGAAACACUCGAGCGCCGAGGAGACUACAUUGCCCAGCGGAUCCUCACGUAUCUACGGCGCUGCGGCGAUGUUUCCGUCACCAUCGUCGCCGCGGACGCAACGGAUGUGGCCAGCAUGCGACUCGCAGUGGACGGACUGGAUCGACCCCUCGGCGGUUGUGUCCUGCUUGCUGCGCUCGUGAGGGACGCAACCUUCAUCGCGCACACUCAAGAGUCGUACGAAAGUGUAUUCCCGUCAAAGGUUCAAGCUUUUAGCGUCCUCGAAGAGGUGCUUGAAUUCGAGGCUCUGGACUUCUUCGUGUCUCUCUCGUCCGCCGUCGGGCUGUUUGGCAACGCAGGACAGACGAACUAUGCUUCCGCGAAUUCAGCCCUCACAUGGCAGACGCGCAAGUACAGGAACGCAUUUGCGAUGGAGGCGCCCAUGAUCGUCGACAGCAGCGUCAUCACGGUCGGCACCGAGACGUACAACCGGAACGUCCGGCACUGGACGCGAUGGGGCAUGACUGCGCGAGGUCUCUGCGCUGCGAUCGGCGAUGGCUUGUGCAUCCUGCGUGAGCGCCCGCUCUGGCAGUACGUCCCCGACUUCGACUGGCGCGGCGUGCGCGAUAACCUCGGGCCGUCGCCGCUCUACGACCACCUUGUGCUCGACAACGCCCUCGCGGACAUUGCGACGGGCGCGGGGGCGGACGGCGGUGCGAGCCUGCUAUCGAUCGUCUGCGCCGUGCUAGAGCUGGACCCGGAGGAGGUGGAUGUGAGCGUGCCGUUGACCGCGUACGGGCUCGAUUCGGUGUCCGCAGCGGCGCUGUCGUUCGCGCUGCGUCCGCUGCUCGCGGUGUCGCAGGUGCAGCUUCUCGUCGAUCUUUCCGUCAAGGACUUGCAGAGCAGGAUCGAAGGUGCAUGA
Molecule: messenger RNA, 5835 nt
Organism: Epithele typhae
Lineage: Eukaryota; Fungi; Basidiomycota; Agaricomycetes; Polyporales; Epitheliaceae
Product: ketoacyl-synt-domain-containing protein
Exons: 17
Coding region: 1-5835 (1944 amino acids)
Biological process (GO): fatty acid biosynthetic process
Molecular function (GO): fatty acid synthase activity
Source: RefSeq, a predicted model, not a curated record